ACAAUCAAUAAACUCACACUCUCUAUCUGCAAACCAAAUUCUUCUUCUUCAUACAAUUUCUUGCCCUAACCCUCUGUGUAAAAAAAUCAUGGUAAUUGUGACUACUGAAAGUGAUCUAGUUUCUGCAGUGGCACCUGCAAGACUAUACAAAGCCAUUGUCCUUGAUUCUUCCAAUUUUUUCCCCAAAGCUUUACCAGACUUUGUUAAAAGUGUUGAAAUCAUUGAAGGAAAUGGAGGGCCAGGAACCAUCAAGAAGUUCACUCUUCCUGAAGGGUAUGUGAAGCAAAAGGUGGAUGUGGUGGAUGAAGAAAACUAUGUGUAUCAGUACACAAUAGUUGAAGGGGAUCUUCUGACAGAGCCAUUGGAGAAGGUGUGUAAUGAGUACAAACUGGUGCCAAAUUCUGAUGGAGGAUGCAUUGUGAAGGCCACACGCAAAUACUACACAAAAGGAGAUGCUGAACUCACACAAGACUUUCUCAACUCUACCAAUCAAAUGUCUGCACUGUUUGCCAAAGCUGUUGAUGAUUAUCUUUUGGCUAAUCCUGAUUACAAUUGAAACAGGUUUUGGUGUGUGGAUUGUGGUGCUCCUGUGUGUUGUUUCCAUCACUUUAAUUAUUUGAUUCAGAAGUGUGAGAUUAAUUAUGUAAGACUUGUUUGUGUGUACCAUAUAUAAUAAUCUUGUAAACUUUUGGUGACAUAUAUGAUGAGUGAUUAUUGUUGUUUCUUAUUUA
This is a messenger RNA of Vigna unguiculata (cowpea), 731 nucleotides long. RefSeq names its product nodulin-13-like. Gene Ontology annotation, molecular function: signaling receptor activity; abscisic acid binding; protein phosphatase inhibitor activity. Gene Ontology annotation, biological process: abscisic acid-activated signaling pathway; defense response. The record is from RefSeq and is a predicted model, not a curated record. NCBI's taxonomy places the organism in Eukaryota, Viridiplantae, Streptophyta, Magnoliopsida, Fabales, Fabaceae. Gene Ontology annotation, cellular component: cytoplasm; nucleus.